Neltuma alba is the source of this 1104-nucleotide messenger RNA. Its product is annotated as salicylic acid-binding protein 2. The coding region runs from base 215 to 1018 and encodes 267 amino acids. Gene Ontology annotation, molecular function: methyl salicylate esterase activity; methyl jasmonate esterase activity; methyl indole-3-acetate esterase activity. The record is from RefSeq and is a predicted model, not a curated record. Gene Ontology annotation, biological process: jasmonic acid metabolic process; salicylic acid metabolic process. Lineage: Eukaryota; Viridiplantae; Streptophyta; Magnoliopsida; Fabales; Fabaceae. The transcript has 5 exons.
CUUCCUUAGGCCCCCGGUUUCGGAUACGAACCUCUCCAGGCUCAUAGGCCUUCGCGUCGAACUUCGCUGCUGUUCGUGACCUCGUCUCAUCGCCCUUCCUGUCGCUCUCCUCAGUCUGUCAUGACUCACCGUCGUUGUUCGCUGCUAGCCUAAUAUAUUCUGGAAGCUAUACUUUUACUUACGUGGGUUGCUCCGUUCAAGGAAGAACUUGCUGAUGGAAGCGUCUGGUGAUUAUGGAAAGAAGACGAAGCACUUUGUAUUAAUCCAUGGAGCAAGUCACGGUGCGUGGUGCUGGUACAAGGUGGCCACUCUGUUGAGAUCAAAGGGUCAUAAUGUGACAACGCUUGACUUGGGGGCUUCUGGAAUAAACCCCAAGCAAGUGAAUCAGAUACGUUCCAUUUCUGAUUACUAUGAGCCAUUGAUGGUCUUCAUGGAGUCGGUUCCGGCAAAGGAGAAAGUGAUCCUGGUCGGACAUAGUUUAGGAGGGGUGUCUACUUCUGUUGCCAUGGAGAAGUUUCCUCAUAAAAUAUCAGUUGCAGUUUUUGCUACCGCUUAUGUUCUUAGCCAAAACCUCUCCUAUCCUGCUGUUCUCUCUGAGCUGAGCAGAAGAAACAUUUCAUUGAUGGACACGCAAUUUUUCUUUGAAGAUGGGCCCACUAACCCUCCCACUGCAAGACUUGUUGGGCCCAAAUUCAUGGCAACCCGUAUGUAUCAAUUAUCCUCACCAGAGGAUUUGACACUUGCAUUGUCACUGGUGAGGCCUGUGCCAAUCUAUAAUGAUGCUGAAUUAUUGAGGAAGGAAACAGCUGUCACAAGUAGCAGAAAUGGAAGAGUACCAAAAAUAUUUAUCAAAUGUGAGAAUGACGACUUGAUCACAGAGGACCUCCAAAAUUGGAUGAUUCAGAGAUCUCUUCCAUUUGAUGAUGUCAAAGUGAUUGAAGGCUCAGAUCAUAUGCCUAUGUUUUCUCAACCACUCAAGCUAACCUCUCACCUUCUGCAGAUUGCCAACAUGUAUUAGUUGGAUUCAAAAACUCAGCACAUUAUAAUGAUAUUAUGAGUAUUUGAAGGUCUAUUUUAUUGAUUUUAUCUGAAAUUUACCCAGAA